Cucurbitaria berberidis CBS 394.84 is the source of this 783-nucleotide messenger RNA. RefSeq lists its product as uncharacterized. Gene Ontology annotation, molecular function: protein phosphatase inhibitor activity. Lineage: Eukaryota; Fungi; Ascomycota; Dothideomycetes; Pleosporales; Cucurbitariaceae. The transcript has 3 exons. Gene Ontology annotation, biological process: regulation of signal transduction. The coding region runs from base 1 to 783 and encodes 260 amino acids. The record is from RefSeq and is a predicted model, not a curated record.
AUGACGGCGCAACCUACCCAGCUGCACUCGCCGAGCUCGCAUGCCGAGCAACCGAGGGGCAUUCUCAAGAAAGCGAGCUCCUACCGCUCAAACUCGCAAGCCUCUCCCACGAGCGAACUUCCGCCUGCUGCAAGCCCAAUUGCUGAGCGACCGCAGCUCGGCCGCGGAAUGUCCGAGAAGGAAAUCGUCUUGGAAAACACCUUGCGCAAUGCUGGUGGCCAUCGUCGCUCCUCCUCGAAUGCUCGCGGCCCCGGUUCGCGCCGCCAAUCAGGUGUCGGCAGCCUUGACGACAGCAACCCGCAGCUGAAGUGGGACGAGGCAAACCUGUACUUGAAUGAGCAGAACCGUGAUAGCACAAUGAAGAUCGAUGAGCCCAAGACACCAUACGCCAAGCAAUACGAUCCCACUGAGGAUGAAGAGGAGGUCGAGAUGCUGAACGCCGAGGAGCUCAGGGUGGAUGAGCUGGACGACAAGCCAAAGCGGAAGCCCAGGAUCGAAGACAUUCCCGAGUUCGAUUUGGGGGAGCCAGAGGUGCAGGGUCGAACAGAGUCGCAUACCCCAGAGGGUGAGAAGCGCGUCAUGGUUGAACAGGAUACCGAGGAAGACGCAGGUUACCAUGGCGAGCUACUCCCAAAUGCGACACAAGAAGAGAGGGAGAAGCACCGCAAGUUCGACGAGAUGCGGAAGAAGCACUACGAGAUGAGAAACGUCAAAGACUUGCUGGGCCACCCAGAAGACGACGAGGAUGAUGAGCAGGCCCGACCGCUACCUAAUGGUCAAUAG